This is a messenger RNA of Cygnus atratus (black swan), 2589 nucleotides long. RefSeq names its product scavenger receptor class F member 1 (gene SCARF1). Gene Ontology annotation, molecular function: scavenger receptor activity. NCBI's taxonomy places the organism in Eukaryota, Metazoa, Chordata, Aves, Anseriformes, Anatidae. The transcript has 11 exons. The coding region runs from base 1 to 2589 and encodes 862 amino acids. The record is from RefSeq and is a predicted model, not a curated record.
AUGGCGAGCGCCCGGCCGCUGCUGUGCCUGCAGCUGUGGCUGUGGGUGCAGGGCUCUGCCCAGGAGCUCGACCCCGACGGCAGGAAUGUCUGCAAGGUGGACAGCCCCCCCGCGGGCCUGGCGUGCUGCCCCGGCUGGAAGCAGGAAGGGCGGGAGUGCACGGCCGCGCUGUGUGAAGGGGAGGACACCUGUGGGCCGGACGAGGUGUGCGUGAAACCCGGGCUUUGCCGCUGCAAACCCGGCUUCUUCGGCGCAGACUGCAGCUCCCGCUGCCCCGCGCAGUACUGGGGCCCCGACUGCAAGCAGCGGUGCCCGUGCCACCCCGGCGGGACGUGCGAGGCGGCGAGCGGGCGCUGCACCUGCGACCCCGAUCGCUGGGGCGAGCUGUGCCAAUUCCCCUGCCAGUGCGGGCCCCACGGCCGCUGCGAGCCCCUGACCGGCGCCUGCCGCUGCGAGCCGGGCUGGUGGUCCCCCAGCUGCAAGAAGCAGUGCCAGUGCAACGCCGCCAGCUCGCACUGCGACCCCCUCACCGGGCACUGCCGCUGCCUGCCGGGCUGGUGGGGCAGGAGGUGCAGCUUCAAGUGCUCCUGCAACCUCUCGCCCUGCGCCCAGGAGACGGGCAAGUGCGAGUGCAAGGCUGGGUUUUGGGGGCCGGCGUGCCAGCGGCGCUGCGACUGCUUGCACGGCUCCUGCAACCCCCUCACCGGGCACUGCAGCUGCGUCCCCGGGUACCAGGGAAGGAGCUGCCGGGAGCCCUGCCCGGCGGGGAAAUACGGGUCUCAGUGUGUGCACAGCUGCGGAAGCUGCAAGCGCAGCCAGCCCUGCUCGCCCGUGGACGGCUUCUGCCUGGCGUGCCAGCCCGGCUGGAACGGGACCCUGUGCAAGGAGCGUUGCGCCGCUGGCUUCCACGGUGAGGGCUGUCUCCAGCCGUGCCCCCGCUGCCGACACGGGGAUGCCUGUGAUGCGGAGACCGGAUCGUGUCUGCACUGCGAGCCCGGCUGGAUGGGACCCAGCUGCAACAGCUCCUGCCCCGCGGGCACCUUCGGGGACGGAUGCCGGCUCCUCUGCCCCGAGUGCGUUUGGGGGAGCUGCGACCCCGUGUCGGGUGCCUGCCUCUGCCAGGCUGGCUACUGGGGACCCAGCUGCAACGACACCUGCCCGGAGGGGUAUUUUGGCGCAAACUGUUCCUCCCCGUGCCAGUGCUCCCGAGGGCCCUGCCACCCUGUGCGGGGCGACUGCAUGCUGAGUCUGGACCGCGGGGCCCUGGCCGCUGCCAUCCUCGUCCCUCUCCUCCUGCUGCUGCUCUGCGUUGUCUGCUGCUGCUGCAGCGCCGGCCCCGCAGACGCUAGAGACAGGGCGGCCGUGCCGGACGACGAUGUGGUGGCCAGGAUGAAGCACCACGUGCAGGGGGUGCUGGCGAACCUCAGCGCUAUGAUGCCCUGCUUUUCCCUGGGUGGCUACAAACUUCCCAAAGUCACAGUUUCCCACCACGACGCAGAAAUCCCCUUCAACCCCAGCUUCAUUGAGUCGCCCUCGGCCGCCUGGGUUUCGGACAGCUCCUUCUCCUCCUUCGACACUGACAACGAGGGACCCGAGUACUCUGUCCCUCCCAGAGAAGGUGUCCCGCUGCUGGAGGGCACCGAACUGCAGGAUGGGGCCUCCUCCCCAGGCGAGGUGCUCCCAGACCCGGCCGCCUUCAGCUCCGAGGACGUCUCACAGCCCUUCGCCAUCCCCCGCACCUCCAGCAUCGCCAAGGCCAAGCGGCCUUCCGUCUCCUUUGCCGAGGGGACGAAAUUCGGUGCGGCGGAGACCCCCAGCCCCGGGCGGAAGCCUAAGACCCCGUGGGGGAUGGCCAAGCUGUCUCCCACAUCAGGGGACACAGGGGACGAGCCCCCUACUGAGCAGCCGGCCAGCGAUGGCUAUGAGAGCCCCGAUCCCCUCGCCAAGGGGGACGAAAGCCACCGGCCAUCACCCCGGGCCACCCCGGGGGGCCGCCGGCGGGUGGUCUCCGGCACCAGGCAUGUGGCCCAGAGGGUGGAAGCCCUGGAAGCAGCCGCCAAAAGCAGCAGCUGGGACGCGAAGGGGAAGGAGCCCAACGUCACCACCAUCUAUAUGAUGGUGGGAACGGCCGGGCAGGACCCCAAAGCCGAGGGUGGUGGCGAGGGACCGGUCCAGGCCGUGCUGAAGCGGCUGGGGAGCCUGCAGAAAGGCAAGUGGGCCGCCAAGGAGGAUCCCAAGGUGCGGAGGAGCGUUGAGGCCAUCCAAAAACCACCCCGCCGGGCCCUGGCGCAGCGCAGGGACUCGGCGAACAGCUGCAAGCAGAGGGAGAGCGUCCCGGGGGCUACAGGUGAGCAGCGCCCCGGCAAACAGCAGCACCUCCCCGGGAAGAGACAGUCCUUCCCGCUGGCAUCGGCCCUGCUGAAAGGCACCGGGGCUCAGGAUGGGGCUGGCGACGCCAUGGAGAAGGGCAAAAGCCUGGAGGUGGCCCUGAGCCUGGAAACGAAGGGCCAGGCUGCCCCUGAGGAAGAGCCCAAAUACGAGACCGUGAGCGGCAGUGAGGAUGUGCCGGCCGCCCCUGCGGCCACCUGA